Stegostoma tigrinum is the source of this 3329-nucleotide messenger RNA. It is a transcript of the gene rhpn1, whose product is annotated as rhophilin, Rho GTPase binding protein 1. NCBI's taxonomy places the organism in Eukaryota, Metazoa, Chordata, Chondrichthyes, Orectolobiformes, Stegostomatidae. Gene Ontology annotation, biological process: signal transduction; negative regulation of stress fiber assembly. The record is from RefSeq and is a predicted model, not a curated record. Gene Ontology annotation, molecular function: protein binding. Bases 196 to 2187 code for a protein of 663 amino acids. The transcript has 15 exons.
UCGGUGGCGGAGGUGGUCGCCGUGGUGAGGCGUGAGGAAGAUAACUCAGAGAGAUCAUCAGCAGGGUGUGGAGAAGAUCCAGGUUACGCCGGGUUUGGAGGGCUCUUCUUCCGUCUCUCGCCUGGAUCGAUAGAUUGGAGCGAAUUUUCUUUUAUUUUUCUCUCUACAGUUUUGUCGCGCGAGUGCUGGAUUGGCAUGACGGAGAGCGGAGCGGAGACCGAGUUACGAGGCAAUGAUAGUGUUCGUAAGGGGUGUGAUCCCUUUGCACAGACUCAGCGGAGCAAGCUACAGCAUCGCCGAGCUCGAAUUAACCAGCAGAUUAACAAGGAGAUGCGAAUGCGAGCAGGAGCUGAAAAUCUAUUUCGGGCUACAACGAACAACAAGGUAAGGGAAAAUGUGGCUCUGGAAUUGAGUUUUGUGAACUCCAACUUACAGCUUCUAAAGGAAGAACUAGAGGAACUGAACAGCUCAGUGGAAGUUUAUCAAAAUGGAAAUGAGUCUAUUAACGUUCCCAUGAUUCCUCUGGGCCUGAAGGAGACAAAAGAAGUUGAAUUAUCGAUGCCCCUGAAGGAAAUAAUUGAGGUACACUACAACGAAGCAGCCUGCAAGUACGAAAAGGAACUGAAGGAACUUGUGGAUCUCCGGCAGGCAAUGCGCACUCCAACCAGGAAUGAUGCUGGGAUUGAACUUCUCAUGGAAUAUUACAACCAGCUUUAUUUCAUUGAUAACCGUUUUUUCCCACCCAAUAAAAACAUGGGCAUUUUUUUCCACUGGUAUGACUCGCUGACUGGUGUUCCUUCUUAUCAGCGGGCUCUGGCUUUUGAAAAGGGAAGCAUUCUGUUCAACAUUGGAGCACUAUAUACGCAGAUUGGGGCACGGCAGGACCGGACCACUGAGGAAGGAAUUAAUCAUGCCAUUGAUGCCUUCCAAAAGGCAGCAGGUGCAUUGAACUACUUAAAAGAAAACUUCUUCAACGCACCAAGCCUCGAUAUGAGCACUCCAUCCCUCAACAUGUUAGUCCGUUUGAUGAUUGCCCAAGUACAGGAAUGCGUCUUUGAAAAAGUUGUUGUGGCGGGAGUUAAGGAUGAGUUCUUAACAAAGCUACAGUGUGCACAGGAAGCUGCAAGGGUGGCAGAUGUAUACUCCUUGGUCUAUCAGACAAUGAUACAACCCCCAGUGAAAAACUAUGUUCCAUUCUCUUGGACAACCAUGGUUCAGGUGAAAUCUGAGUAUUUCAAGGCAGUUUCACACUAUUACGCAGCAAUCGCACUCUGCGACCAUAUCAUGGGCCCUGACGAGGAGGAAAGUGAGCAAGUAAAGGCCCUUCAGCAGCUUCAUGUGACGAUGCCUGAGGGUCCAUCAUUAAUCACAGUACUGAAAGAUAAAGAAGAGCGACGCAAAUUAGGGAAGGCUCAUUUGAAGAAAGCAAUAAUUAAACAUGAAGAAGCAAUGAGGAUUCACAGUCUUUGUAGGAUUCUGAGGAAAAUGGAUAUCCUGCAAGAGGUGCUAGCUAUUGUCCACAAACGAUCACUGAAAAAGUACUCUGAAAUUGAUCGUGAGGAUGACUUUUUUGAUACUAUUGAAGCUCCAGAAAUUCAUCCAAAAACACAGCAGAAGCCAGAAAUUAAAACUCCAAACUUCUCCAAGGUGAAAGUCACUGAUAUUUUUCACAGAUUGGGACCUUUGUCAAUUUUCUCUGCCAAGAACCGGUGGACACCAGCCAGACAAGUUCACCUAAAGAAAAGUGAAAAAGGAUUUGGAUUCACUCUACGUGGAGAUUCACCCGUCCUUAUUGCAGGUGUUGUUCCUGAUGGCUGUGCAGAUGAAGCUGGCCUGCGAGAAGGAGAUUACCUUGUGUCUGUGAAUGAACAAGAUUGCAAAUGGUCCAAGCACACUGAUGUAGUUCAGUUAUUGAAAAAUAUCAGUACAGAAGGUGUCAGUAUUGGGGUGAUAACCCUAAUUAUUUCUGAGCAACAGAACAAUGCUGACAGAAAAUCACUUCUAGGUACAAUGUCAUCAACAAGCAUCUUCUCUGGGAAUGAUAAAGAGAACAGCAAGAAGAUUGCUGAUUCGAGCAAAGGUUCAGGUUUGCUGCUCACCUGGAACAAGAAGAAGAAUACAAACAAAGAUGGCAGUACUCACCGCUUACCUGUCAUUGCUGUAACGGACGAUGGAUCAUUCUAUUGAAGAGUUCUGUCACUCCUAAUUUAUGAGAAUUAUUCACCGCAAACAUACCCAUCUCAGCUAAGGACGCCGAAUUUUUAUUUUAAAAAGUUCAUCUCAUUUGAAGCUGUAUAAAUCAUGAACUACAAGACGUAUUAUUACUUACAUUCCUUCAUGGGGAGAUGGCAGCAGAGUGGUAUUGUAACCGUAGUAGUAAUUCCGAGGCCUAGGCCAUUGUUCUGGUGACAUGAUUUCAAAUCUCACCUCAAUUGAAUUAAUAAGUCUAGAAUUAAAAUCUCAUCUCAAUAAUGAUGGCUAUGAAAUGUUGAUGCUCUUAAAGAAGGAUAGCUGCUGUCUUUACCUGGCCUAAAUGUGAUCCAGAUCCAAUUGAUAAAGUUGACUCUCGAAUACCAUCUGAAAUGGUCUAGUCAGCCACUCGGAUGUACCAAACCACUGCAAAGUAUUUCUUAAAUAUGUAUUAGACUUUUGAACUGUUGCUGUAUUUUUUUUCUAGCACAGUACAGGCCCUUUGGCCCACGAUGUUGUACCAUGGAAAAAUAAAAUAACCUAACCUACAUUCCCCUCAAUUCACUGCUGUCCAUGUGCAUGUCCAGCAGUCACUUAAAUGUCACUAAUGACUCUGCUUCCACGACUACCACUGGUAAACUAUUCCAUGCACUCUCAACUCUCUCUGGGUGAAGAACCUCCCUCUGACAUCUCCUGAAAGAUGUUUGUAUAAGACAGGAUGGUGGGUCAUAAAUGGUAAAGUGAGGCAAGGUCAACUGUGCCGCAGUAAAAGGAGGCUUUGACAUCUUACAGUGGAUUCACUGUUAGCAGUUUAAUUAAAAUGGAAAGGUUUUCUAUGCCAGUCUCAAUGAAAAUGCUGAAUGAUCUGUGCAUUUCCAGCAUUUCUAAGUUCUAUUUGAAUUUUUCCUUACUGGAUGGGAGUUUAUGAAUUAUUUUUAACUCAUUACAAACCAAUAACCAUUUCAGGCUGCAUCUCCAAGGUAGUACCUUUUUAGAUCUGUCAUUGUGGCAGACCAUAUCUUGUUUCAUUUUAGGUUCACCAAGAAUUUGUGUUUCUGUCCUUCAGAGUUUUAUUUUUCUAUCUUCAACAAUAACAACAGUCAAAUCAAAACCGUACCAGCAGAUUAUCAGAAAAGGAU